AAUCUGAAUUUGCUUUGGUUAUGCAGGCGAGUUUGUCCCGAAAAAUAUAGGAUUAUUAAUUGUUUCAUUAAUUAAUCAGUAUAAUGGCGCGUAAUGUUGUUGAAACAGCAAGAAAGUUUCUUUUAUUAGGUCAAUGUGUUCCUACAGUAAAACAAAAUGCUGCCAAAAUAAGAGUUAAGAGGUUAGAAUUGGACGAAAACUUGUUAAUGUACUUCAGAAAAGAUGAGUUCUAUUACUGCCACGAUCCUCAAAAAGUGUGCAAGACAGGAGACAUUGUUCUAAUUCAAUCACUGCCUCAAAAGCUAACAAAGCUGAUCACACAUGAAGUAAAAGAGGUUGUAUAUCCAUUUGGUGAUAUUACGGAUCCUAUAACUGGCAAGAAGGUGGCUAAAGAAAGGUACAGAGAGGACAUGGAGAGGCAGGCAGAGAUAUACGGAAAGUUGGAUUCUACCUUUGACUAUGAAAAAGCACCAAGCAGAGGCUGGCAAGAUGGAAAGAAAGACUUCACAUCCAAACCUACAUACACCAAAUUCCAUGUAUUUGAUGAGAAUGAUCCUUAUGCCAUUUAGAAAUGUUUUUGUUAUUAGUGUAAAUAAUUAGAAAUAAAGUAUCUAUGUAGUCUAUAA
Trichoplusia ni (cabbage looper) is the source of this 626-nucleotide messenger RNA. RefSeq names its product 28S ribosomal protein S17, mitochondrial (gene mRpS17). The record is from RefSeq and is a predicted model, not a curated record. Gene Ontology annotation, cellular component: ribosome; mitochondrial small ribosomal subunit. Gene Ontology annotation, biological process: mitochondrial translation. The transcript has 2 exons. Gene Ontology annotation, molecular function: structural constituent of ribosome. Lineage: Eukaryota; Metazoa; Arthropoda; Insecta; Lepidoptera; Noctuidae. The coding region runs from base 84 to 569 and encodes 161 amino acids.